Rhodofomes roseus is the source of this 2528-nucleotide messenger RNA. RefSeq lists its product as uncharacterized. Lineage: Eukaryota; Fungi; Basidiomycota; Agaricomycetes; Polyporales; Fomitopsidaceae. Bases 246 to 2324 code for a protein of 692 amino acids. Gene Ontology annotation, cellular component: Golgi apparatus. The record is from RefSeq and is a predicted model, not a curated record. The transcript is spliced from 12 exons.
AAAAAAAAAAAAAAAAAAAAAAAAAAAAAAAAAAAAAAAAAAAACUCGCAUCUUCGAGUGUUCCCUCCACGCUCUCCGCCUCCUUCACCCCGUCUCUCCCUUUCUUCCCCACGCUCUUUCACUUCCCUGGCCUGGGAGUUCGGCUGGACCGUUGUGCGACUGUCCACUAAUCGUCUCUGCUGUGCUGUGGCUGGGUUCGCGCAUUUCUUUGUGUCUUCGGUUUGCAACUUCGAUAGCUGUUCACAAUGCGUAUGAAUUUUCAGCGUGCUUGGGCCCAUGUCCCUCUUUCUGCCCAAUUGGCUCUCCUGUGGGAGCGUAUUACAUUGUCUAAGCUUACGACCUUCUACUUCGUCUUCUCGGUCCUCCAUUUUGCCAUCCAACUCGGCCUCCAGAUUGAAGCAUUCGCCAUCAACGCUAACGCGGCAUCGUUCUUGGGUGGCCUUGUCAGCCAGGGAAACGCGACUCAGGACGGUUUCACAGUAUGGGAUGGUGCUCUGCGCAUGUGUACGGCCGCGCCUGAGUCCCUGAGUGCGGAGUCUUGCGAGAUCCUUUGGCAGCCAACCUCCAUGACUGGAAACAGCAGCGUCGAUCUCACCAAUGCAAACGUGACGUCCGCCGUCUCUAGCUCCAUUGUCUCGACUGCCUCCUCUGCAUCCGCAUCUUCAGCUGCGUCGACAACUUUGCUGUCAUCAUCGACUGUAUCCUCCAGCAGUAGCGCCGCCCUCUCAAGUUCUUCCUCUUCGAUGGUCCUCACUUCGGCUAUCUCCACGUCCCUCAAGUACGCCUUGUCUACAGCAGUCACGUCUAGCACUUCCCUGCCCUCGGCCUCAACAAAAGCGUCAGUGCUCAACUCUACAUCCUCCGCUACGCGGACUGUCACGGUGACGCACGCGACGUCAUCUUCGGCAACGCCUUCUUCGACGUCGGAAGUCUCCUCCACGGACGAGGAAGUUGAGUAUGACGAAAAGGACGUUGAGGAUGAGGAUGAGGAUGAGGAUGAUGAGCAUCAUCACCGUCGCUCGAUCUCCUCCCAACCCGUAGUCGUUAACGGACAACAUGAAUUGAAGUUCAGCGGUGACGGGUUCAAUGACGUGACAUUGAGCUACACAUGCUUGACUGUGCUGAAUUGGCCUCUAUCACAGUUGGAUAACACCAAGCGCGAGGAUAUCACCUUCAUCAUGUUCCAGUUCUGGUUACUGGCGAUGUCCCUUGUUGCCCUCCUCAACGAGUCGAUCCCGCACAUAAUUGCAACUCUGCUGAUGCAUGUUGCCGCCUCAGCUUGGGGAGGCUUCCAAAUCUACGACACGGCGCUAUUCCAUAGUGAAUUCUCGCAGCUGGCUACCAACGGUGCUUGUCAUGUGAACCUGUUGCCGACGUAUUGGGACCAGCGGGCCGACGUUGAAAUACCCAGCCUUGCACUCAACGGCGUAGCUUUGAUCGUAUCUGCCGUGCUCUCCUGGAGGCUGAUCAAGUCAUUCGGAUGGCAGACGUUCAAACGUGUCGGAGCGUCCCGCACCAUCAACCGGAUCUACAAUGUUGUACUGCUGCUCUCCAUCUCUAUUCAAGUCGCGCUGUUCUUUAUCGCCGUAACCGCGGGUCUGUGGAUCGACCAGCUCAUCAACGGUUAUAUCGCCUGUCACACGGACCACGCCCUUGCGUUCAAGGUUGUAGACGUUGUGGUACUUGCGAUCUUGGUGCCUUGGCUCGGCUUGGGCUGGGUCUCCGUGCGGCGGGAAAAGAGACUUCCCAUGCUAGCUUUCCUUCUCUUAGCUGUCGUUUACCUCGCUGGAUGGGGUUCUAUGUUCGCGGCCGCCACUUUCCGCUGGACCUUCGUACAGUGGCGGUUCUUCAGUAUCAUGGCAUCAGCUUCUGUCCUUUUGGCGGUAGUGACGCUUGUAUUGGGCAUCAUAUGCCGCGUCAACUUCGGCAAGGGCCUUCCGCGAUACUUAAACGCUGAGGAGCCAUUGUCAGACGGCGACGACUUCCUUCCCACUGCUGUGGAGACCAAAGCUGGGAAGGACGUCGAGAAGGUCGAGUUCCCUUCGACUAACACGCUUGUUCCGACUUACAUGGGCUCCUAUCCGGAUCAAGUAGAGCCCAGUGCAAGAGCCAUGGGCCCACGCUUCUUCAAUUCUUCGGUGCAACCCUUCGAGUCGCAGCCGGACCCUCCGCCCAUGUACGGCGCGUACGGGUCGGGUUCGCCCAUGUCCUCCAAGACCGCCGUGGGCGAGACACAUAGUCUCAAGCGCACCCCGACCAACAGCAGCAAUGCGUCGAGUGGGAGCAACAACAGCACACGGUCAAAGCGUUGGGUUAUCGAGUGAUUCUUCUUUCACGCGUCACGACUGUUUCUUGACCAUACAGCCACGGGUGGUCUGUAUCUUAGUACGUUUGCGUUGUAGACUAUUGUACGUUCUGCGCGAUACUGGCUUAGCUUGCGAUAGCCCAUUUGGGUUCGACGUCUACUUGUCUGCGCCCGGCCGGAUGCACAUCUGGAAUGUGCGCAUCUCGACCGCAUGGGCCCUACG